UUCCAUAGAGAAGGGAUGGCUCACACGACUCUCUUCCCUCUCCAAUAUCAUGUAUUAAUUUUUUCCUUCUGAAGUUCCCUGAGUCAAGGAAGACAUGAGAUUGGAGACUCAGCACCAUGACAACUUCACCCUCUAGCAGUGACUACAGUAGCACAGAGGACUCUGCUUCUGAAUGCCAAUCUUACCAGAGCCUGUCGAUUGGCCACUACCCCCCUGAGAACACGUUUUCCUAUGAGGAGAUGUUCUCCUGUGAGGAGGCAGCCUCCAUGGAUUCUUCCAUCCACUUCCUCCCUCCUAUCCAAGGUACCUGGGGGACAGAGAGUGUAAGGAGACUCUUCUGGAAACGAGAUCAGAUGGAGGGUGGCCCAAAGCAGUUCUGCAAGCUAAGCAUCAUGCUGGCCUGGGAUACUGAUGUGGGGCCUGACCAUGCAGACUCUCUAGCUAAUCUGGAUUUAAAUGGCCACCACCAGUGGAUGGAUAAGUGGCCAGAAGAUAGGACAAAACUGACUCUCUGCAAACUGGAUAACCUAGUACAGAAACUCGAGACAUUUCUAGAAAAAGAAAAAGGUAGCCAACAUGAUGGUCAUGCACUCCCUGAACCUACUCAGAACAAAGACGUCCACCUGACCAGUACUCCCCCUCCACUCCUUGACAUUUGUCAAGACUUGCCCAAGCAUAAAACACCAGAAAAUGAAGAUAUCUGUCAGAUCCUAGAGAAUCCUCCAAAGCUACAGAAAGAUGAAGUUGUGGAGAUAAGCCAGAUAGCUCAAAGCUCCUUGGAGACCUCCCCGGUGCCAUCCGCUCAGCAGGAGGAUGCUUCUCACUCAUAUAGUGUAUUCUGUCUGAACUUUCGGUGGAUCUUCCACUGGCUGAGGACACAAGUCUUCUCCCGAUUAAGGAGAGAACACCCUAGCCAGGCCACCACCAGCUGGCACCAGAAGGCAGCAAGUAAGAUACAUUCUCUUAGAGGCAACAGAAUCCAACCCCAAGAAUGACUCAAGAAUGAGUUCACCUGACAUCCCCAGAUUUUUAAACUUUUUGAAGUCCCUUGUUUGACAAUCCCUAAGAGGUGGUGUGUGUUGUUCUCUCCUCUGCCUCACAAAUGAGGACAUCAAGACUAGGAGCACAUAGGUGGAGUUUCCAAUCUUCACAUUCCUUCUGAACCAGCCACUUACAAGCAGCAUGCUGGGGCACCUGAGAACAAGUGUGCCUGAAGCAGUCUGGUACCACGGAUCAUCAGAACUGCUGUCUCCAUGUUGGAACCAUGAUCACGAGUGGUAGCUCCAAACCUGCUCAAUACCUGCUGGAAGCACAGCCCAAACCAUCCUGCCAUGGUGGGAGGCUAGUGGGAUAUAUACUGCCUUCUGGAAAUGAGGGUAUAAGUUAAUGAAGAAUGAGUAAAACACACAUAAAAUAGACAAAAUGGAGCAAAAUACAGCAAAAAGAAGCGGGGAGGGAUACUAUUUAGGAAGCAAAUACUACCUAAGUUUUCUAAGAAUGAAUUCAGCCUUCUGAAUUCAACAAGUAUAUUUUCAGCUCAAGUCAAAGUAAUUUGCUGGGAUAAGACACAGAUAACAGAGAUCUGUGAUUAUUGAGGGGAAAAAACAAAACAAAACAAACAACCGGGGAUUACUGGGCAGGAACUACCAU
Messenger RNA from Peromyscus californicus insignis, 1650 nucleotides. RefSeq names its product chromosome unknown C12orf71 homolog (gene CUNH12orf71). The coding region runs from base 117 to 995 and encodes 292 amino acids. The record is from RefSeq and is a predicted model, not a curated record. The transcript has 2 exons. Lineage: Eukaryota; Metazoa; Chordata; Mammalia; Rodentia; Cricetidae.